Cololabis saira (Pacific saury) is the source of this 770-nucleotide messenger RNA. It is a transcript of the gene cox4i1, whose product is annotated as cytochrome c oxidase subunit 4 isoform 1, mitochondrial. Lineage: Eukaryota; Metazoa; Chordata; Actinopteri; Beloniformes; Belonidae. The transcript is spliced from 5 exons. Bases 79 to 588 code for a protein of 169 amino acids. Gene Ontology annotation, biological process: mitochondrial electron transport, cytochrome c to oxygen. The record is from RefSeq and is a predicted model, not a curated record.
UCCGGGCGGAGCCGCACUUCCCUUCAGACCAUCAGCGGACGGAGCUCGGAAGGAAACGCAGGUCGCGUUUGUAAAAAGAUGAUGGCAACAAGAGCCCUGCGCCUUAUUGGCAAACGUGCGAUUUCUACAUCCGUCUGUGUCCGUGGAGCACAUGGUGUUGCUAAGGUCGAGGAAUACACUCUCCCUGCCUACUUCGACCGGCGGGAGAACCCACUCCCUGAUGUCGCCUUCGUGCAGAGUCUGAGUGGAGACCAGAAAGCCCUGAAGGAGAAGGAGAAGGGCUCGUGGGCUGCACUCUCUAAUGAAGAGAAAAUUGCAUUGUACCGCAUCAGCUUCCACCAGAGCUUUGCUGAGAUGAACCAGGGAUCAGCACAGUGGAAGUCUGUGGUUGGAGGAAUUUUGUUUUUCAUUGGUGUUACUGGACUGGUUGUGCUUUGGCAGAGAAAGUUUGUGUAUGGAGAUGUUCCUUACACGUUUGGUGAGGAGUACAAGCAGAAGGAGCUCCAGCGGAUGCUUGACAUGAGAAUCAACCCAAUUGAGGGCUUCUCAGCCAAGUGGGACUACGAGAACAAAGAGUGGAAAAAGUAACUGCAGAUCCAGAGAACCAUAAAAAGUACUUCAUCAGGACAGACACAGCUCAAAGAUACAAAAAUACUCAUGUCUGUAUUUAUCAUUCGUCCACCUUACCUCAACCUGUGCAUUUUGGAAGACCACUUCCUCCUAAGGUUCUUGUGUAUAAUAGAAGAAUAAAAAUUGUUGAACCUAUUAAA